Molecule: messenger RNA, 1558 nt
Organism: Penaeus vannamei (Pacific white shrimp)
Lineage: Eukaryota; Metazoa; Arthropoda; Malacostraca; Decapoda; Penaeidae
Product: major facilitator superfamily domain-containing protein 3
Biological process (GO): transmembrane transport
Cellular component (GO): membrane
Molecular function (GO): transmembrane transporter activity
Source: RefSeq, a predicted model, not a curated record
AAAUUUUGGAAUCAUCGUCUUUAAUCUUUUAAUCGGCGUGAUACGUGGUUUCCCAUCUUUCUCAUACAGUCUUGGGUGGUGAUCAGCUGGGUGUCAUGCAUUCAAAGAUAAACCUCACUUUUUUCAUAGUGCUCUCUAACAAAAGGGAUCGUUUUGCAAAUAAUGCUCUAACGCCUCUGCUGGAAUGUCUCGAGGGACUGCAUUGAGGACCUCGGUAUCUCUCACCUCUUUGGGAUGGCUCUACUUGGUUCAGGGCAUCCCGUAUGGGCUGCAAGACAAGUUCAUUCCCAUUCAGCUUCGUUCUCGGGGACUGCAGUACUCAAGUGUUUCCCUAUUGAAAGCCCUGCUAUUUCCAUGGGUUGCAAAAGGACUGUGGGCUCCUUUAGUUGAAGUCCUCGGGGGCAAACACUGCUGGUUAUUGGUGUCACUUGUUGCGCUUAGUGCCUCAGCAUAUGGAGGGUCACUUGUUAUCCCAGAAGAUGUCUUUGAGAUUGGAUGCGUCCUUCUGUCUCUUAACGUGUUCUCGGCCAUCCAGGAUAUUGCCGUUGAUGGGCUGGCGCUUGAAGUCCUCCGAGAUGAACACCUUGGGCUCGGAAAUACCAUACAGGUGGUCCUCUACAAAGUUGGCUGUCUGUUAGGUGGUGCUGGACUCACUCUUUUAUUAGAUCUCACCAACUGGAAGAUCACUUUCAACUUCCUUGCCUUUUUAUAUCUUUUCACUGCUGCUUGGUCCAUACAUCUGCCCACUAGCAGUAACAUGCUUGUUAAAUACUCUGUUGUGGAUGAAGAGAACAAGCAGAAAAGUACUUCCAAGGCCGAGAAAGAUUCCCAGGUGAACCUAGACGGUGCUCGGGAUAGGAGUCAGUGUAAGGCCAAGUCAGAAUCCCAGAUAAAGAGAGUUUUCAGUAUCAUAAGGGAGGUUGUUACCACACCAGGAACAGGAUGGCUCAGCCUGUAUGUUCUCUUAUACAAGAUGGGAGAGAGAGGAGCAAUAAACAACAUGCCUCUCUUCCUUUUGGAUAAAGGUAUGUCAAAACAUCUUCUGGCUUUCUGGAAUGGCUCGGUUUGUCAAGGUUUGUCCAUUCUCGGCUCAUUCUAUGGAGGCAUCGCUCUAGCAAAUAAGGAUGCUGACAUUAAACAUGUGUUACUGUUACAUUCUGUGUACAGAGUGUUUGCUGUACUGGUAAUGCUAGUCUUGAUAACAUUGUGGAAUGAACAUUACAUAUCUAUUUAUUUUUCCUCUGGUAUAGUAAGUAUGUGUUCUCUUAGUUUCACCAGUGGCGUUAUAUCUACUGCGUCAUUCACUCUCAUGAUGAAAGUGAGUAGAGUGUGUAAGGGGGAGACUCAAGCUAGCCACUAUAGUGCUUUGGCCUCAAUUGAGAUUGCUGGUAAACUUGUAUUUGCAACUCUGGCAGGUUUCAUAAUUGAGUCUCUUGGCAUGGCAUCAGCAUUUUUGACUUUUACUGUGUUGUGUACACUGCCUUGCAUGGUACUUAUGAUAAUCCCAGAUCAUCUGUGUCAUCUGAAAAAUGACUGAAAAUAAAUGAUUUAAAAAUCA